UUUCCCUAAUCCCUACCUCCCACCGUCCCACCCCCAAAGUGCGAUGCGCUGAGUUGCGUUGGGUUCAGAAUUCAGACCCAAGCCCUCCCCGAUCGAUCGUUCGUUCCAGGCUUCCAGCGAACCGAAGCCGACGCCGCCCGCCGCUGGUACCACGAGGGACGACAUGGCUAAGCCGCGGGAUCGUCGUCGUCGCCGCCGCCGCGCAGCCAAUGGAGAUGUUACUUCCUUGGCUAUAAAGAAGGGCACGCUCUGCCAAGAAUAUGAUAAUCCUCGGGAUGGUAAAAGAUUGAGAUAUUCAUGGCAAAAUCUCCCAGAGGACAUUUGGUGCCAUAUCCACUCUCGAAUGACACUUCAAGAUGCAGCGCGCGCUGCUUGUGUAUCUCGUGCAUUUCUACGUUCCUGGAGAUUUCAUCCCAAUCUCAUCUUCACUGAGGAAACACCAAGCUUGGAACAAAAUGCACGUCGAAAGGGUGAUAAAUCAUGUGCUUUCGCUAGCACAGUUGACCAUAUUCUGGAAAACCACUCGGGCAUUGGUGUGAAGAGACUCAAGAUUAUGAUGGAUAGUUUCUGCAAUACCAAAAUAACUUCUCUCAAUAGUUGGUUUCAGAAAGCUAUUACACCAGGGAUCGAAGAAAUCACCCUUGCGCCGCCUUCAAACUACAACGGAGAUUACAGCUUCCCGUUCUCACUUGUAUUUGAUAGGAGCAGAAGCUCGAUUCGGUAUCUUGAACUUACCAAUUGUACCAUCCAUCCUACGGUUAGCCCUGGUUGCUUGACAAGCCUGACAGAGUUGUGUUUGCGUAUGGUGCAUAUCAAGGAUGAGGAGUUAGGAUGUCUUCUUUCCAUGUCUUGUGCUUUGGAGGAUUUGCAGCUCAUGUAUUGCAGGGAGAUAAGAAGCCUGAAGAUACCAAGCAUGCUAGAGAGACUCAGCCACCUGACAAUAUCUGGGUGUUAUAAUCUACAAAUGGUAGAGUGCAAAGCUCCCAAUCUGUCCACUUUUAGCUUCACUGGAGGUAUAGUACAACUCUCACUUGGAGAAUCAUCACAAGUGAAGAGCCUAUAUAUGGCAUGUUCAUCUGUGCCCAACUUCACCUACAAUUCUAUUCCCAAGCUUCCCUAUAUUGUGCCGAAUAUUAGAAAUCUUACCUUAUCUUUUAUUAAUGAGGGUAUUAAUACACCAACGAUAGCUGCCAGAUUCCUUCAUCUCAAGCACCUGGAAAUUAAUCUUUAUGCAAAUUCCUUGCCCCCAGGAUAUGAUUAUUUUUCUUUGAUUUCUUUUUUCGAUGCUUCCCCUUUUUUGGAGUCCUUCAUCCUGCGUGUUCACCAGGUUGGCAUGAAGCACAUUUCUAUCUUUGAGGAUGACUCACAUAUGAGGCAGACGUCUGAACAUCAGCAUGCCAGCCUCAAGAAUGUGAUGAUCCUUGGCUUCUGCUCUGCAAAGAGCAUGGUUGAGCUAGCAUGCCAUAUCCUGGAGAAUGCAACAAAGCUAAAAAGUAUUACAUUGGACACCGUACUUGAUGCCGAAGAUGAAGAUAAUAUUGGCAGGUGUUGUACAAAUUCUACCCGCAAAAUAGGUAAGUGCACACGACUAACCAGGGAAAUGAUCUUGGAAGCAGAAAGAGGAUCCGUAGCCAUUGAAAGAUACAUCUUGGGAGCAGUUUCUUCCGGUGUUGAGUUAACUGUUCGUGGGGCAUGUAGCUGGUGCCAUGAUAUUGAACGUGCCAAAAGCCCAUAAUAUUAUACACUUAGAUAUUUACAUGUGCGGUUAAUUAAUUACCCAGUACUUAAGAUGAACUGUCUCUAAUACCAUUCAUCCAACAUGUGUAGCCAUGUGCUCACUUCGUUAGCAUCAAUUUUGAA
Messenger RNA from Oryza brachyantha (malo sina), 1860 nucleotides. RefSeq lists its product as uncharacterized. Gene Ontology annotation, molecular function: protein binding. The transcript is spliced from 5 exons. The record is from RefSeq and is a predicted model, not a curated record. The coding region runs from base 164 to 1735 and encodes 523 amino acids. NCBI's taxonomy places the organism in Eukaryota, Viridiplantae, Streptophyta, Magnoliopsida, Poales, Poaceae.